Messenger RNA from Lates calcarifer (barramundi perch), 966 nucleotides. Its product is annotated as aquaporin-1. Gene Ontology annotation, biological process: carbon dioxide transmembrane transport; hyperosmotic response; renal water transport. Gene Ontology annotation, molecular function: ammonium channel activity; water channel activity; glycerol transmembrane transporter activity. The record is from RefSeq and is a predicted model, not a curated record. Lineage: Eukaryota; Metazoa; Chordata; Actinopteri; Centropomidae. The transcript is spliced from 4 exons. The coding region runs from base 119 to 916 and encodes 265 amino acids. Gene Ontology annotation, cellular component: membrane.
CUGAACGCUGCUGAAUGUCACUCAUAAUGUUUUCAGUCGGGUUGCUGGUGGGACUAACUCGCUAAUUGUGUCACAAUCUUGGCGUAUCGUUCAAAAACUGCCCCCAAAACGAGUAGCCAUGUCAGAGAUUAAAACAUGGGCACUGUGGAGGGCAGUUCUUGCUGAGUCUCUGGGAAUGAUCAUCUUUGUCUUUGUCGGCCUCUCUGCUGCAAUAGGGGACAGAAAUAACACUUACCCUGACCAGGAGAUAAAAGUGGCAUUUGCCUUUGGCUUGGCUGUUGCCACGUUAGCCCAGUGUAUAGGUCACAUUAGUGGCGCCCACCUGAAUCCUGCCAUCACCCUGGGCCUCCUGGCUAGCUGCCAGAUGAGUGUCCUCAGAGCCUUUUUCUACAUAACUGCUCAGCUUUUGGGAGCUGUAGGUGGCAGUGCCAUUGUGUAUGGUAUUAGGCCAGCAACCACAGAUUCACUUGGUGUUAACAAGCUAAACGGAAUCAGCCCAAGCCAAGGUUUUGCCAUCGAAUUCCUCCUCACCCUCCAGCUGGUCCUGUGCGUGCUCGCAGUCACCGACAAAAGACGAGACAUCGGUGGAUUUGCGCCUCUGGCCAUCGGACUGUCUGUAGGGUUGGGACACCUUGCUGGGAUCCGCUACACAGGAUGUGGUAUCAACCCAGCUCGAUCCUUUGGGCCUGCAAUCAUACAGGAGUCUUUUGAUGAUCACUGGGUAUACUGGGUAGGACCAAUGAGUGCUGGUGUAGUGGCAGCUCUUCUGUAUAAUUAUCUGCUGGCACCUGGAGAUGAACCCUUGAGUGAAAAAAGAAGAGUCCUGCUCUGUGGUGGUUCAUCACCAGAAAAUGAAAUUCAGGAGCCCCUUCUGGAGGAAGUCAAAGAUGUAAAACGGUCAAAAGAGCCAGUCUAAGUGGAAAUGUUUUACUCCAUACAGUAUCAAAUAAAAUAUUUUUUUCAAGA